This is a messenger RNA of Adineta steineri, 1684 nucleotides long. The record is from the annotation of a GenBank genome assembly. NCBI's taxonomy places the organism in Eukaryota, Metazoa, Rotifera, Eurotatoria, Adinetida, Adinetidae.
AUGGUACUUCGUGUCUUUUAUAUUUCUACAACUGGUCGUCGUGAUAUACGUAAACGACAAAUUCAUGUAUUAAAUGUACUUAGUUCUUGGAAAUUUGAAUAUGAAGCAAUUGAUGUAGCUGCACCAGAAAAUGAAGAACAACGUGAUUUUGUUGUUGAAAAUGGAAAAAAAACUGAAGAUGACAAAAUAAUGUUACCACAAAUUUUUAAAGAAGAAGAAUGUUGUGGUGAUUAUUUGGAUUUCUUACAAGCUAUUGAACAUGAAAAAUUACAAUUAUUUCUUAAACAAAUAACACAAGAAGAAUUCGAUGCACUUGAAAAAACUAAAACUGGUGAAACAAAAAAAGAAGAAGAAGAAGACGAAGAAACUGAGAAAAAGGAAGAUGAAGAAGAUACUGAGAAUAAAGAAGAUGAAGAAGAUACUGAGAAUAAAGAAGAUGAAGACGAAACUGAAAAGAAAGAAGGUGAAGAAGGAGAAGAAACUGAAGAUGGUGAAAAAGAAGAAAAAACAGGUGAUGAAGAUGAGGACGAAAAUAAAGAAGAAGGUGAUGAAACUACUAAAGAAGACGGUGAAGCUGAAGACGAGGAAAAAUCCAAAGCUGAUGAUGAAGAAGAAGCUGAAGAAACCAAAGCUGAUGAAGAUGAAGAAAAAACUGCAGAAGAUGAAAAUGAAGAUGAAGAGAAGAAAACAGAUGAAACCGAAGAAACAACUAAAGACGAAGACGAAGAAGAAGAAGAAACUAAAAAGAAGAAAACGUCAGUUAGUGAAGAAUCUAAAGAAAAAUCUGCAUCAAAUCGUCGACGUCGUGGUUGGGAUAAAGAUGAUGAUGAAGAAAAGAAAUCAGAGUCAACAACAGAAAAAGAAGAAAAAAAACCUGAACCAGCGAAAACUGGACGUCGUGCACGUGGUUGGGAUACUGAAGAUAAAGAUGAUGCUAAAUCUAAAACGACAACAUCAAAAGAUAAUGAUGAUAAAUCUUCAAGAAAGACAUCUAAUGCAAGUGAAGGAAAAUCAUCAGAAGAUGAAUCAAAACGUAAAAAUUCCGAUGCAAAAGGUAAGAAAAAAUCAUCAACAACAACUACAGACAACAAAGCGGAAACAGCAGCAUCAAGACGUCGACGUGGUUGGGAUGAAGAAGAUAAAAAAACUGAAGAAAGUACGAAAACGGACGAAACCAAGGAUAAAGACGAAACUAAGGAAAAAGAUAAAAAAGAAGAAACAGCAGCUUCAAGACGUCGUCGUGGUUGGGAUGAAGACGAUAAAAAAACUGAAGAAACCAAAGAUAAAGAAGAAACUAAGGAAAAAGACAAAAAAGAAGAAACCGCAUCAUCAAGACGUCGACGUGGUUGGGACGAAGAAGAUAAAAAAACUGAAGAAACUACGAAAACUGACGAAACUAAAGAUAAAGACGAAACUAAGGAAAAGGACAAAAAAGAAGAAACUGCAGCAUCAAGACGUCGUCGUGGAUGGGAUGAAGAAGAUAAAAAAACUGAAGAAACUAAAGAUAAAGAAGAAACCAAAGAAAAAGAUAAAAAAGAAGAAACAGCAUCUUCAAGACGUCGUCGUGGUUGGGAUGAAGAAGAUAAAAAAGCAGAGGAAACUGCGAAAACUGACGAAACCAAAGAUAAAGACGAAAUUAAGGAAAAAGAUAAAAAAGAAGAAACAGCAUCAUCAAGACGUCGAC